Messenger RNA from Scatophagus argus, 2450 nucleotides. Its product is annotated as acidic leucine-rich nuclear phosphoprotein 32 family member B-like. Bases 137 to 898 code for a protein of 253 amino acids. The transcript is spliced from 7 exons. Gene Ontology annotation, biological process: regulation of apoptotic process. The record is from RefSeq and is a predicted model, not a curated record. Lineage: Eukaryota; Metazoa; Chordata; Actinopteri; Scatophagidae. Gene Ontology annotation, cellular component: nucleus. Gene Ontology annotation, molecular function: histone binding.
AGUCUUGCCCGGAAGUCAAAGGUUUUCACUCUAACUAACUUCACGCUGGUUCCGCGUGUUGAUACUGAAGAGAGGGUCGACGAGAAACAAGUUUUCGCAUCGCGGAGACACGAAUUCAGGCCAAAACUAGUGGAAAAUGGACAUGAAGAAGAGGGUCUCCUUAGAACUGAGGCACCGGUCGCCGACAGAAGUCCAGGAGCUGGUUCUGGACAACUGUCGCUCCGGCGAAGGAAAGAUCGAAGGAAUCACAGAAGAGUUCUCGAAUCUGGAGCUGCUCAGCCUCAUCAAUGUCGGCCUGACCAGCGUAGCAGACAUCCCCAAACUGGACAAACUUAAAAAGUUGGAGUUGAGUGACAACAGGAUAUCAGGCGGCCUGGAGGUCCUGGCAGAGCGGCUGGUGAACCUAACGCACCUUAACCUCAGUGGGAACAAGUUCAAAGACAUCAGCACCCUGGAGCCCCUGAAAAAGUUGCCCCAGCUGAAGAGUCUCGACCUGUUUAACUGCGAGGUGACCAACCUGGCCGACUACAGGGAGUCCAUCUUCAAGCUCCUCCCCCAGCUCACCUACCUGGACGGCUACGACAUCGAUGACUGCGAGGCGUCCGACUCCGAUGGAGAGGGAGACGGCGUGGAGGACGAGGACGAAGAAGAGGGCGAGUCCGAGAGCUUUGAGGAGGAGGAAGAGGAGGACGAGGAGGACGCAGUGGUCGAAGACGAAGACGAUGAAGACGAGAGCGGCGAUGAUGAGCAGGACGGAGAGGUGAACGGAGACGUGGACAGUGAGGACGACGAGGAGGAUGAGGAAGACGAGGAGGAUGAUGAUGAGGACUCGUCUCCGGCCAAAGGAGAGAAGAGGAAGAGAGACCCGGAAGAUGAGGAUGAUGAAGAUGAUGAUUAAGGACCCUCACACACCCUCCCCCCCGUCAUCACCCAUCAACGCUCGCCCCCCCACCCCCUUCCUCUGACUCCCUCCCUUCCCCCACUCGGUUGACUCCCGGGCUGUGUUCCGUUUCUGAACCUGGUCUGCUCCCGCUGGGCCUUCAUCGGCUCGUCUCCCACAGACCCAAACACCAAUCAGAAACUGUUUUAUAAAAGUUGUUUGUCACCAGAUCCCAAAUAUUCCCCGGUCGCUUCAGUUUCCCUCUAAAUGUGUCUGAGCUGUCACCCGAAACAACUUCCUGCUGACAGAAUUGCUUGCUGGUAUUUGUGUGUUUGUGAACUCAGGAAAAACUCGCAAGGGCUUCAAAUUCACAAACCUGAGCAGAUUUCCCACCGACGAUUCAUUUCCUCAUCGACAAAGCUGCCGAUCGUCGUCUCGACUAAUCGUUUAGUUUGCAAAAUGCCAGAAAAUUCUAAUUUAUCAGAGCAGAAAGUGAAGCCUUCCAACAUUAAAAGUAAUCUGUUAACCAUCAUAAACUGGAAUCUGGGAAUAUUUGGUCUGUUUGUGAGGAAAAUUAUUGAAGUAAUCUGAUUAAAAUCUGAGAGGAAGUUGAAUCUGCCAGAUUUCAUCUCACAAAAGCGACUUUCACUGAGUUUGUUAUCGACUGUGGUGUCAAAUCUGACAAAAGAAUUUGUAGACGACAGAACUUGUGUUCCAAAAUAAAAUAGAUAAAUUAAUAAAACCCACAAAUUAGCAAUCCAGAAGCUCAGGUGUGAGAUAAAACACAUCAGUUUUAUGCAUCAGUACAUUUUUGUUUAGUUAUAAGCAGGUUCAGCAUCACUGAGUGAUACGUGUCCUCAAAGUCCAGUUUGUACAGGAGUCCAGAGAAGACAGACGAAACUUAAUCUCAAGAUUGAGUUAUUUUGUGAUCAAAACAUAAGCUUUUCUUUAAUAUUUUGGGAUCAUAGACGAUCUCUCACAAUAAAAGUUUUAUUUUGUAAUAUUUGUUGAUUAGUGUCAGGGUGUUCAUUUGUACCCCUGAAAACAAAGCUUGAGUUAAGUUUGGGUGGUGUCUGUGGGAGGUGACGGCGCUUUACCUCCUUCCUCCGCCCCCCCCGACGCCCCUGUGUGACAUCACCGCUCUGGGACUGAAUCGGCAGCCGUGAUGUCAUCACCACACUCCCGACAGUCUCUGUGAUGUCAUCAUCCACGGACACUCGCACACACCUUCCCGACAACCGCCGCCCCCACCCUCCCCUCCUCCCCCGAGGCCGAGCGCGCUCAGGGCAAACUGUGUUUUCUGUCUCUCUUGCCAACAGAGCUUUUUAAAAGAAAUAUUUUUUCAGAGAAAUUGUUUUUGUUUAAUUUUGUAUGGUUGUUCGGGGUCUCUCUGUCUCUCUCAGUCUUUCUCUCCAGAGAUCCAGUUGAUCCUUCACGCUUACUGACUAGUUGAAAUUUUGUUUUCUUUUUUGUUUUUUUACUUUCUCUAAGUUAAAGGAAAAACAAACAAACAAACAAACAAAAAACACGUACAAAAAAAGGACUUUGUAAAUAAAAUCUUAACAUUUUG